AUGAGCACUGAGGAGAAGUUUACCUGGUACAGAAAACAGAAAGCCCAAAGGCUCGAAAACGGCACAAGCCGCAAGCGUACCUUCGAAACGGCGGUAGGAGCUUUAACGGAAGAGAGGAAGAGGAUGGAAACCCAACAGGACGUGGACCGGUGGUUCCGGUUCAAGGACUGGGCGGCGAGGGAGGCGUUGCUGACAGGAGCAAAGCCCGAAGAGCUGCCCAGGUUGUGGAAGGCAGAGAUCUCGAAGCCCGGCGCAAUCACGAAGGUUGUGCGAGGCGAGCUCUUGUUGAAGGAGUGGUCAGGCUGCGAAGACCGCUUGGGGUCGCAGCACGAGCUGUCCACCUCCGUGAAGCAGAGGAUGGAUCUCGCCUCAAGGGAAGACCUGGAGAGAUUCCAUGAGAUCUCUGCUGGCAGGCUCGAGCGAGGACAGAACCUCCUUUCGGCCGACCGUCUUGUGAACAGUGCAAACAACACAAGGCAGGAAAGCCAACUCCUCAAUGUCGUGGCUGACAUGGAGGAGGCGGCACAAACCCGCAGGGAGCUGGAGGCCCGUCUCUUCGAAGAAGCCGAGAUCGCCGAGGCGAGGCGAAAAGCGGCGCAGGAAGAGAAGCCGAAGGUUUCCAGUGCAACACUGGAAAAGUUGCAGUACGAGCAGUCGAUGGUUCAAGCGGACACCACGAUCGAGUCGUGGUUGCGGAAGCAUCGGAAUUCCUACACCGGCAUGGUUGCGGACAUCAAAGAAGCCGGCAUCGAAUCCGAUGCUGGCGGCAAAGCCGAGCUGCAGAUCAAGACCCAAGACUUCGAGCGGUUGGUCUCCGAGCUGAAGCGGGAGGUGAUGGAGAAGAAAAUCAAGGAGGAUGGGGAGGCGGAUGGCCCGACGGACCUGGAGGAACUGGCUCGGCAUUGGAAUGCACUCUACAUUCGGGUGUCCAAGGCUGUGAAGGAGGUCUCGACCUGCCAACCCGCCGCCGAUCUGAAGAAGUUCUUGGGCGGCUUCCGGAGCUGGGUGAACCAGUUCAAGAAAAAGGUCGGGAACUCGAAGAAGACAAAGAAGGACAGCAGCAAGGACGAGAACAAGAAAGCGAAGGUGAGCGGCCCUCCUGCGGGAACUGGUACGAAGAUGGGCGAAGAGAUCCUCAGCAGCUAUGCCGGGGCCUUGAAUGCCGGGCAGGAGGUGUCCGAGAAUUUCAAUUUGGCCAAUGAAUGCUUCAAUGCCCUCGACUGGCUGUGCCAGGGCAAGGGGUCGCAGUGCCUGCUUAUCACCGCAGCACAGACAAAAGCCUUCGUCGAUGACAUCUGCGGGCUGACCUACUUCGCUCAGCAGAAAGAGUGGGUCUAUGAGAGCUGGAGCAAGGACAAGGCCAAGGCCCAGGUGUCCUUGGCCCUUGUGGCCAAGAGCAACAUUCCCACGUGCUGGGAAAAAAAAGCAGAAGAUGAAUUGAUCUCCGUGAGCACGGACGUGGAUCCCCUCCUCGGCGAGAUCUUCAUACCCUGCUUUUGGUCCUUCGGCAAGAAGACCCACAAGAUCUUCUACUCCACCGACUACGGCCUGACGGAGUUCAAGGUGAUCUUGGAAGGGGCGUGCCUUUUCAUCGGCAGGCCUGUGCCAGAUGACGGCCUCAAGAGCUUCGGCAGCUUCUGCCAGACCGUGAGCGAAAACGAGAGCCAGAACUGGCUGGAUGAGUGCAACGAUCAUGGCUGGGCUGUUCUGCUGAAGAAAGGCGACAUGCUGGGAAUCCCAGCUGACCACGCCUACAUUCAGGUCUGUGUGGAAGAGUCCCACGGCGUCAGGAUCCUGAAGGGCUCCCGCCGUGGUCUCAAAGCCAGCAAAGAGAUCCUGCAGGCCAGGAUCGAGCAGUGGCCGGAGUUGCAGGAGCAUCGUACCGGAAAGCUGCUGGCCUGGGCGAACUCGGUCGAUUGCACCCAGAGCGAUGCACAGAGACUCGAGCCGAUUUCCGAGACAGAGAGUGAGAGAGAGGAUGAGCGGUGCGAUGCAAAGGCAUCACCCGUGAAGCAGGAGUCGCCAACUGCAGAAGAGCGGUCGUGGAGCCCUACUGUGGCAGAGUACACUAGGUGCUUGGUGCAUGGAAGCAUCACCAGGCUUGCUGAGCUGAAAGACCGGUGGAAUAAAGAACUGGGGAUUUUCACCGAGUUGGAGAAGGACGACCCGGUCCAAUCCUGCUUAGAGGAACGUUUUGAGCAAGGCCCAGUGUCGCUCCAUACUUUCAUCGAAAACGAUGCAAAGGGAGUGGCACUGAUCCUCUUGGACUUUCAAGCCGGGUCCUCGCAUUCGUGCGAGAUCGAGUGCAUGGUGUACAACUGCAUGGAACAGCAGGUGGAGUAUCGCUCUUGGGACCCGAAAACCCCAGCUCCAAAGCACAACACAAAGAGGAAGGCGAUUAGUGAGGGGUUGUCCCGAAAGAAUGCCCGCUACUUCUAA
This is a messenger RNA of Symbiodinium sp. CCMP2592, 2439 nucleotides long. The record is from the annotation of a GenBank genome assembly. Lineage: Eukaryota; Dinophyceae; Suessiales; Symbiodiniaceae.